This is a messenger RNA of Trichoplusia ni (cabbage looper), 808 nucleotides long. Its product is annotated as lipopolysaccharide-induced tumor necrosis factor-alpha factor homolog. Gene Ontology annotation, molecular function: zinc ion binding. The record is from RefSeq and is a predicted model, not a curated record. The transcript is spliced from 3 exons. The coding region runs from base 140 to 511 and encodes 123 amino acids. Lineage: Eukaryota; Metazoa; Arthropoda; Insecta; Lepidoptera; Noctuidae.
UUGUAUAACCUGAUAAACAAUGAUACAAUAAGUUAAUAGCAAUCAAUUUAAAUUCACGGAAAUAAUGUGCUUAUGUGCCGUAGUAAAGAGAAAUAUUCGAUACUGAAUAUGAAUUGAAUAACUUUGUUACAAAUCAAAAAUGCAGGGUAAUCCUCCACCGUACUCAUCGGGUCCACCGCCCACUGUUGUCCAUGGAGUGCAGCCUGUAGGAGUAGUUCACACAGUACAAUCAGGAACUACAGUCAUCCAUACAAAUGCCGGUAUAGGUCCUGUGUUCAUAGCCUCCAAUAUGGGACCGAUGCCGGCAAAUAUGGCCUGCAGAUCCUGUGGCCAUGAAAUUGUCACAAGAGUUGAUGCGAAACCCAGUUUGAAAACUCACCUCUUCGCUGCAUUACUUUGCUUGAUUGGAUGCUGGCCUUGCGUGUGCAUCCCUUACUGCGCAAAUACCUGUUACAAUGCUGACCACUACUGUCCAAACUGCAGCGCGUACAUUGGAACAUACAUACACUAAAUAAAAUAUUUAAGUAUGAUUUGAUGUUAUUGUGUUCGCUUGUGAAAGUAGACAAUACACCUUGCAAAAUGAAGUGUGGCGUUUAAAUUGCCAAAAUCAUAGUUCACAUUUUUGAUCAUGAUUUUGGUUUACUGCCGACAAGUAUUAAUUGUUCUUGGCUGUUUACUCUAUAAGCUACACUAAUAUAUCUGACGAUAGAGAAUCUAGAACAGAAUCUUAGUGAUUCAAAAUAACUUAAUUUUUUAUUUAUAUUCUUUCAUUUUUAUUUUAAAUGGUAAAUAAAAGUGUAAACGCAAA